This is a messenger RNA of Gigantopelta aegis, 3432 nucleotides long. Its product is annotated as eukaryotic translation initiation factor 3 subunit C-like. Bases 133 to 2943 code for a protein of 936 amino acids. The record is from RefSeq and is a predicted model, not a curated record. Gene Ontology annotation, molecular function: translation initiation factor binding; RNA binding; translation initiation factor activity. NCBI's taxonomy places the organism in Eukaryota, Metazoa, Mollusca, Gastropoda, Neomphalida, Peltospiridae. Gene Ontology annotation, cellular component: eukaryotic translation initiation factor 3 complex. Gene Ontology annotation, biological process: translational initiation. The transcript is spliced from 26 exons.
CGUAGAACACAGAGCAUGUUGGUUUUGCUUGUCCACAUGGAAGAAGGCGCAUUUGUUUCAUUUCACAUCUUUUCACUUAAAAUUUAAGAAGAUUGUUUGAAUUUUCCAAAUAUUUUAAACAUAUUCUAGAAGAUGUCGCGGUUUUUCCAUGCCGGCUCGGACUCUGAGAGCGAUAGUGAUUCCAGUGUUGAAGAGUUGCAGCCUCAACGACCAGUUCCAGGACGAGCGUAUACUUUCAGUGAUGAUGAAGAGGACACUAAGAGAGUGGUGAGAAGUGAAAAAGACAAGAGGUAUGAUGAGAUUCGUACGAUCAUCAAACAGAUGAAGAACCAUAAGAACAUAAAGGAUAUGCCCAAUGUUCUUACAGAUUUUGAAUCUCUUGGAAAAGCCUAUGAAAAAGCUAGAAAGGUUGUUGACAAAGAAGGCAUCCCACGCUUCUUUCUCCAGUGUCUGUGUGAACUGGAUGACUUCGUCAAUGAUUGCUGGGAGGACCGAGAAUGGAGGAAACAGAUCAGCAAGAACAAUUCGAAAAGCUUGACUUCCCUCCGGCAGAAACUGAAGAAGUAUAUCCGCGAGUUUGAAACGGAGCUCGGUAGUUACCGCGAGAACCCUGAUGAAGAGGAGGUUGGUGAAAAAGAGGCUGUGGUGGAGGAUGAAGGUGUUGACGACAAGUUGGAACCCACCAAGGCCGACAUCCCCAGCAAGAAGGAAGCGAGAAUAGCCAAAGAACCUACGAUGUCGGGCGAUGAAGGCGACGAGAGUGAUGAAAGCGAGUUCUGGGGGUCGUCAUCGUCAGACUCAGAAUCCGAGUCGGAAGAUGAACGUCCAGAAGGCGGGCGGCUGACUGCCGAGUAUUUCUUGAAGAAAACGACAGAGGCUGAGAGUCAGCGCCGAGAGGAGCGUAAGAGAGAGAGGAAACGUGAGAAGGAGCUGAAGAAGAAGGCGAAGGAGGAGGAGGAGGGGGAGUGGGAGGAGGUUAAAGGAGGAGCUCCUCUCGUAGUGGAGAAACCAAAAAUGUUCAGCAAAGAUCAGGAAAUAAAUCACGAAGCUGUGAUGAAGAAAUUGUUUGAAAUUAUUUCUGCCCGUGGCAAGAAGGGCACGGAUCGAUCGGAACAGAUUGAGCUGUUGAAGGAGUUGAAAUUGGUGGCCGAGACGGCAAACCUCGGCCCUGCGGUGGCUGUCAAGAUCAUGUUCAACAUCAUGGCGGCCAUCUUUGAUUACAACCCAAACAUCGCAACGUGCAUGAGAAACGAAAUGUGGACAUACUGUAUGAGCGCGAUGAAGGAGCUGCUGGACUUGUUGAUUACUAACGAGGACAUCACUGUCGGGGAAAACAUCGCAGAAGACAAUGAGAAUGUCGAGACGUCGCCGUACCAAGUGCGUGGCUGUGUUUUAACAACGCUGGAAAGAAUGGAUGAGGAGUUUACCAAGAUGUUACAGGGAUGCGAUGCUCACAGUACAGAAUACGUUGACAGGUUACAAGAUGAAUAUGAAAUCAAUGACAUGACAAAACGUCUUCAGAAAUAUCUGGAACAGAGGGGCACAUCAGAAGAACUCUGUCGCAUCUACCUGAGGAGAAUUGAACACAUCUACUACAAGUUUGAUCACAGUUGCUUUGAACCAGAGAAAGAGGGAGCGGGCGAUGCCGAGGAGACAUCGUCGGAGGAUGACAUGGACCGACUCUGUAAAUACAUCUACGCUAAAGACAGCACAGAUCGCCUGCGGACCCGCGCCAUGCUGUGCCACAUCUACCACCACGCCCUGCAUGACCGCUGGUUCCAGGCUCGCGACCUCAUGCUCAUGUCGCACCUCCAGGACUCCAUACAGCAUUCAGACGUUCCCACCCAGAUCAUGUACAACAGAACGCUGGUGCAGCUCGGUUUGUGUGCGUUCCGUCAGGGGAUGAUCCGCGACGCACACAACGCGCUCGUUGACAUUCAGAGCAGCAACCGAGCCAAGGAACUGCUUGCCCAGGGCCUGUUGCCGCAACGACAACAUGAAAGGACUCCCGAACAGGAGAAGAUAGAGAAGCGGCGAUUGUUCCCGUUCCACAAACACAUCAACCUCGAGUUGCUGGAGUGUGUGUAUCUCGUGUCGGCCAUGCUGCUUGAGAUUCCCUACAUGGCAGCCCACGAGCUGGACAUCCGGCGCCGUAUGAUCAGUAAGAACUUUCAUCACGUGAUGAAGAUGAGUGACCGGCAGACGCUGACCGGGCCGCCCGAGAGCAUGCGGGAACACGUGGUGGCCGCCUCCAAGGCCAUGAAGAUGGGAGACUGGAAAGUCUGCAAGAACUUCAUCAUCAACGACAAGAUGAAUGCCAAGGUGUGGGACCUGUUUUACCAGAAGGACAAGGUGCGCGACAUGAUCGUCACCAAGAUCCAGGAGGAGAGUCUGCGCACCUACCUCUUCACAUACAGCAGCGUCUACGACUCACUCAUCAUGGACCACCUGGCCGAGAUGUUCGAGCUGAAGAAGCCCGUGGUGCACUCCAUCAUCAGCAAGAUGAUCAUCAACGAGGAACUCAUGGCGUCGCUGGACCAGCCGACUCAGACGGUUAACAUGCACCGCACGGAGCCGAGCCGACUGCAGUCAUUGGCGCUGCAACUCUCGGAGAAAGUGUCCACCCUCGUGGAGAACAACGAGCGCAUCAUGGAGAUCAAACAGGGCAACUACUACUUCCCCAAAACUAAUCAGCCACAGUACUAUCAGCAAAAUCAAGGUCAAAACUGGAAUCGUGGAGAUCAAGGGAGGCAAGGGGGAUGGAAUCGUGGAGAUCAAGGGAGGCAAGGGGGAUGGAAUCGCGGUGAAGGGAGGCAAGGGGGAUGGAAUCGCGGAGAAGGGAGGCAAGGGGGAUGGAAUCGAGAUAGAGACCAAGACAGGUGGAAUCAAAAUCAAGGAUGGGGACGCCGAGGGAACCGAGACAAUCGACAGAGGAAUUACUGAUCUCGCCGACGGUGUUGUAGAAGUGUAUAAAGACUCUGUCAAUGGAUCGUGCAGACAAAGGCUACACAGCUGUAAUAUUGAUUUUCUCUCUCAGACUUGGAUACAGUUGUACUAUCAGUGUGUUGUACUUUGUGAAACUCAACUUAAACAAUUUGGACUCUCAGUUGUUAUUCGUCAGUAAUGUACAUAUUUCCAAUAAUCAAUAAUAUUUUGCUUGAUUACACUUGAGAAAACAAAUCGUGAAAUCUUUGAAUUUCUGUAGCCAUACUAUUUUAACAACAUGUGGAUACUAUUUAUUUGUUUAAUUUACGUCUAUCCCCACCCCCAUGGUUACAGCAGUUAGUUUAAGAUCAACCUUAGAAAAAAUGUUUUCACAUUUCUACAUGACCAAUGUGUAUGUCUAAAAGUAUUAAAAUAUGUCAUGGUGGUUUUUGUGAUUUAUUAUAUCUGGAUUCAGUCAAAUGGUAAUAAAAUAACUUCUUGGUCUCA